AUGCAAUACCACUCUCUAAAACAACCUUCCAAACAAGUUGUGUUUUUGUAUCUCUCUUUGUUUGUUCGUCUGCCUCUAUCCAUUUCCAUUUGUAACUUCGCAGAAGAUGGAGCUGCGACCAGAGGCAUGUUUGUGUUUGGAAGCUCUCUGGUCGACAAUGGCAACAAUAACUUCUUUGAAAGCAGGGCUAAAGCCGAUUAUUUGCCAUAUGGUAUUGAUUUCCCGAACGGACCUUCUGGGAGAUUCACAAAUGGCAAAAAUGUCGUUGACCUUCUUGGUGACCAACUCAAGCUUCCUUCCUUCAUCCCACCUUCUAAAGACCCUUCAACCAAGGGAAGUAAAAUUGUUCAUGGCGUCAACCAUGCCUCUGGCUCUUCCGGUAUAUUAGAUGAUACCGGCUCAGUUGCGGGCAAUGUUAUCAAUUUGAGCCAGCAAAUUCGGGACUUUGAGGAGGAGACAUUGCCAGAGCUAGAAGCUGAGCUGGGGUGCAAAAGCUCUGAAUCACUUCCAAGCUACUUGUUUGUUGUCGGAGUUGGUGGGAACGAUUACAUGUUCAACUACUUCGCCAGGAGAUCCUACCUCCAACUUGGCCUUGAAGCCUUCACUAGACGUCUCAUGGCCUCUCUGGCUCAAAAACUCCAGGUAGGAAGGGGAAAUGGGUUGGUUCCUAUGGUUUCGAACUUGAAAUCACUGAUCAUAGGCUAA
Prunus armeniaca (apricot) is the source of this 705-nucleotide messenger RNA. NCBI's taxonomy places the organism in Eukaryota, Viridiplantae, Streptophyta, Magnoliopsida, Rosales, Rosaceae. The record is from the annotation of a GenBank genome assembly.